AUGGAGGUUACGGAAGAAGAAUGGACUGUUCACGAUGUUAUUAUAGGACAGGGACAGGGUUUUAUAGACGAGAUCAAAAUUCACGAAUUAGUAGAAGAGGUUUUACCGGAUACUACAUGGACUCAAUUACAGGAGAUAUUGAAUAGUUUACUUUCAUUCGGUUUGGUGAGAAAACGACAAACCCACGAUGAAAGAUUUCUGUAUCAAGCUCGCACGAAGGAAAUAGCGAAGAAAUUACAAUACCUUGAUGAUCAAGAAUAUGAAAUAUAUGAACUUAUUGAAAAUUCGGAGCGCAAAGGCAUUGCGAAAUCGGAUAUCCAAAAGCAGACUAAGAUUGUUCAAUCGGUAGUUGAAAAUUGUUUAAAAAUAAUGCAGGAUCGAAAAUUGAUUAAAGAAGUCAAACCAAAAAACAAAAAAUUGUACAUGCUAUUUGACGUCAAACCAGCAGAUGAAUCUCUCAGUAGGUUGUUGUACACUAACGGAGAACCAGACACAGUAGUUGUGGAGGCAUUAAAAACCUUAUGUUAUAGUUUUAUUUACCACAGAAGUUUCCCUAAAGAUAUGGACACCGAUGCUAUAUUUCAACCGGGCUAUUCCGGAUAUCCUACCCUUGCAAAGGUUGUUCAGUGUGUUCAAGAAACAAAAGUUACUGAACUGGAGAUCGAAGAAGCCGACAUACGACAAAUUCUGGAAGUACUUAUUCAUGAAGGAAAAAUAGUGAAACGAUUUUCUGGUGGAUUAUCGGAUCAAAAUAACAAUGACGGACGUCAUGAUUCUCAAGUAAUCUAUAUUGCUAAAAAAUCAAGGUCAAUGAAUAAUGCCUGGACUCCAACACCUUGUGCUAAUGUACUGAAAAGUAUUUCAAAGAUGAGUGCUCAGAGGACGGCGAAAUCUCUCCAACCAAUUGCGUGUUUUUCCCUCAAUGGUUAA
Acaulospora morrowiae is the source of this 930-nucleotide messenger RNA. NCBI's taxonomy places the organism in Eukaryota, Fungi, Glomeromycota, Glomeromycetes, Diversisporales, Acaulosporaceae. The record is from the annotation of a GenBank genome assembly.